AUGAUCGUCGACCUCGUGCGAAACGACCUCGGCCGCAUCUGCAGGGUCGGCUCGGUCCGCGUGCCAAAGCUGAUGGCCAUCGAAACCUACGCGAGCGUCCACCAGCUGGUGUCGACCGUGACGGGCGAUCUGGAGGACGGGACAGAUGCGCUCGACGCCGCCGCAUGCGCUUUCCCGCCGGGCUCGAUGACGGGGGCCCCCAAGACGCGCACCCUCCAGAUCAUCCACGAGCUCGAGCGAGGGGUGCCCCGCGGAGUCUACUCGGGCUCCCUCGGCUUCUUCUCCAUCGACGGGGCGUCGGACCUCAACGUCGUCAUCCGGACAGCGGUGGUGUCGGCGGAGGGCGUCAGCCUCGGCGCGGGCGGCGCCAUCGUGACGCAGUCGAGCCCCGAGGACGAGUGGGAGGAAGUGCUCGUCAAGGCGCGGCCUGUGAUCCGCGCGGUCGAGUGCUGGCUGCGGCCCGGCGACGAGGCGUGUUGA
Emiliania huxleyi CCMP1516 is the source of this 480-nucleotide messenger RNA. RefSeq lists its product as hypothetical. NCBI's taxonomy places the organism in Eukaryota, Haptophyta, Isochrysidales, Noelaerhabdaceae. The transcript is spliced from 2 exons. The coding region runs from base 1 to 480 and encodes 159 amino acids. Gene Ontology annotation, biological process: L-tryptophan biosynthetic process. The record is from RefSeq and is a predicted model, not a curated record.